Pseudophryne corroboree (corroboree frog) is the source of this 1729-nucleotide messenger RNA. RefSeq names its product cathepsin B (gene CTSB). Gene Ontology annotation, cellular component: lysosome. The transcript has 10 exons. The record is from RefSeq and is a predicted model, not a curated record. Gene Ontology annotation, molecular function: cysteine-type endopeptidase activity. The coding region runs from base 107 to 1111 and encodes 334 amino acids. NCBI's taxonomy places the organism in Eukaryota, Metazoa, Chordata, Amphibia, Anura, Myobatrachidae. Gene Ontology annotation, biological process: regulation of catalytic activity.
UAGCAGUGGGGUUGGUGGGUGGGAAUAUAUAAGAGCAGGCUGGGAGCUCUCGGGCUGAUCUCCGGCCCCAGUGUGACUGCAGCAGCCCAGAGGGAGUCCUGCAGCAAUGUGGCAAACAGUGGCCCUCCUCUGCGCCCUGGCAACCGUCGCCAGCUGCCGCAAUGUUCCCCUGUUCGCGCCUUUGUCCAAUGACAUGGUCAACUUCAUCAAUAAACUGAACACCACGUGGAAGGCUGGACAGAACUUUGCACCGUCAGACAUGGCUCACGUGAAGAGACUCUGUGGAACCAUACUUGGAGGAAGCCACAAAUUGCCAGUCAGGUACUCAUUUGCCGGGCAGAUGGCCCUUCCUGAUAACUUUGAUUCCCGGGAAGCUUGGCCAAACUGCCCCACCAUCAAGGAAAUUCGAGACCAGGGUUCUUGUGGCUCCUGCUGGGCAUUCGGGGCAGUGGAGGCAAUUUCAGAUCGUUCCUGCGUGCACACCAACGCCAAGGUGAAUGUGGAAGUAUCUGCAGAAGAUCUGCUCUCCUGCUGCGGACUGGAGUGUGGAAUGGGCUGUAAUGGUGGCUACCCCUCUGGUGCAUGGAGAUACUGGACAGAGAAGGGUCUGGUGUCCGGGGGCUUGUACGACUCGCACAUUGGCUGCAGGCCGUACUCUAUACCUCCCUGUGAGCAUCACGUGAAUGGUACCAGACCAUCCUGCAAGGGGGAGGAAGGAGACACUCCACGCUGCACGAAGAAGUGUGAGGACGGCUAUGGUCCAGACUACAACACCGACAAACACUUUGGAUCUGACUCGUACAGCGUCCCUAGCAGCCAGGCAGAGAUCCAGGCGGAGAUCUAUAAGAACGGCCCAGUAGAAGGAGCAUUCACUGUGUAUGAGGACUUCCCCACAUACAAAUCUGGUGUCUACCGCCAUGUCACUGGAGAGGAGAUCGGAGGUCAUGCUAUUAAAAUCCUGGGCUGGGGUGUGGAGAAUGGAACUCCAUACUGGCUGUGUGCCAACUCCUGGAACACUGACUGGGGUGCUAACGGCUUCUUCAAGAUUCUGCGUGGAGAGGACCAUUGUGGAAUAGAGUCUGAGAUCGUCGCAGGCAUUCCCAAAAAUUGAGAGGAGAUCACUAGAGCGGAAACCUUUAAUGCACAUUAUUUUAGCAGAAACAGAUUUUCUUUUUAAUCUUCAGUAAACAAUGCAAUAUUUGUUUGGACUUAACCAAAAACAAUCAAUUUUUUUUUUUUUUUUUUUGUCUCUGAAUUGGCACCAAACCAGUCUGUAGCAAUGACUUGGUCAUAUUACAGGUAUGAUGGACAAUGUGCGUGAAGGAUCUACCGUCGGCUGUUCUGCCAACAGUUGGAGAUUGGUGAAACCAGGAAGAGAUGGUUUGUCGGAAUGUUUGGAGUUUAUACUGAAAUAAGAAAUCUGGAAUCCUUAGAAAAUAUUCAGUGUGGUCUUAAUUUGCAUUUUGCACUAGUUUUAUCUCAUACUUCCCGUAUUUUCCUUCCCCCGACAUAUUACUGCAUCAGUGUCAUUUUAAUUUUGCCCUAAAUUCUGCCAGCAGAUGGAAUCAUUGUCUAUUGUAGGACAGCUGCCUGUGGUGUAAUGUGACUUCGCCUUUACAAAGAUUACUAUGUAAGCAGAUUGUAUGAUAGAUGUUGGGUUUUUAUCUGUACAGUGUAACACUUUUGUUUGCCAAUAAAAUGCCUCGUCUUCCUUUUUUUUACACCUCAA